GACGAAAAUCAAAUCAAAAGAUCGACAACAUUCGACGAGUGCAGAUCACCAGCUAAAGAAAACCAGCUGAGACGUUAAAAAAGUCCGCAGAUUUUCACGUAACGCCUUAAAGAUUUUCCGUGCGGUUCCCGAAACAUCUAAACAUUAUUAAUAAACAAUAAAGAAAUUUGUAGUGUCAGUGACUCUUGAACGCACAACAAAAAAAACCCCAAACACACAACCAAACGUGACUGUAUAAUCAGCCAAGAAACCCAACAACUGGUGGUGAUAAUAAAAGAACUUACAACAACAGCGGCGAGAACCAGUAUAAAGUUCAAUAUCGCGCUGAUUCAAAUUAAACAAAGGAGAAUCGACAGCAGCAGCAUCAGCGGCAGCAACAAAAAGCCAGCUCGGUUUUGUCAUUCAAGUAUUUUUGGUCAAUACACGGCAUUCGAAAUGGCAGCCUACUUGGAUCCCACUGGCCAGUACUAAAGAAGCUAUACGAAGUCAGCUGAACAUCGUAGUCGUACACCUCUUUAGCAAGCCCAAUAAAUCACAGAUCUUCGCCAUGGCCGCCUAUCUGGAUCCCACUGGUCAGUACUGAAGAAGGAGCAAGCCAGAAGAAGCAGCUGUAUUUUGAGUUUCAAGCCGAAAGUGAUCGUAAACAGUCUCAAAAUGUCGCACGAUUUGGACCCCACUGGCACCUACUAAGGUUCUGCCACUCAGCCAAGCAUACAAGUACAAGGCUACUGCCAGGAGAAAUACUAUCUCUACUUCAAGAGUCCCAAAAAUACAAUCCUACAACAUGCUGGAUCCCACUGGAACCUACCGGCGACCCCGCGACGCGCAGGACUCCCGCCAAAAGAGGCGACAGGACUGCCUGGAUCCAACCGGGCAGUACUAGACACUGACACCCCGACUUCAGAGCCCCAUAAAGCCCGUGCCUUAUCCAAAAACUCUGGGCAUGAUUGGGGGAGCGCGCUGGUUGCGCGUUCGUGGCCGCGAGGAGACUUCCAGCUGCCGGCGGAGGAGAAAGCUGGCGAUUGGGGCUUCCCAUGAGAGGAGCCCUGCGAUGCAGACUUUUGUAUUUAUGUAGUUUUUGCGUAGCCUACCCAUACCUAUUAUAUUAAUUAUUUAUUAUUAUCAUACUAUUUAAAUUAAAUACUGUUCAUUGCUGUUCACAAAACACCGAAACGCACACAUUAAUAUCCUAUAUUCUAUAUUGUAUCACACAUACACCAUAUAUGUUAUAUAUAUAUAUACUAUACACUUGUAAUUGCUUCUUCAAAUUGGAAAAGAUUACGCAAAGAGUAUUACGUUUAGUGUCAUAUUUCCCGAGCAAAUCUUCGUUUGUUUAAAUUAUCAUUUAUUUAUUGCCAACGAUUUGUAAUGUUCUUUUUUUCUCUCUCGUCGAGAGCAAGGAAAUUCAUUCGGAGCGAGAAAUUUUGUUUAGAUCUUAAGCGUUUUAAGCUAUUUAUAUGUCUACACCUUCGACCGACAUCCAGAGACCCCAAACACACACCUCUCACACCCAUUUAAAUAUAAUAUUAAAAGAAAACCAUAUUUAAAACUGAA
Molecule: messenger RNA, 1554 nt
Organism: Drosophila yakuba
Lineage: Eukaryota; Metazoa; Arthropoda; Insecta; Diptera; Drosophilidae
Product: peptide tarsal-less AA
Exons: 1
Coding region: 785-883 (32 amino acids)
Source: RefSeq, a predicted model, not a curated record